AUGAGCUCUCGUCAGACCAAGAAGAAAGAAGGUGGUAGUAAGCCUGCACAGAGGGCCUUGUCCAGCAUGUUUGAACAGACCCAAAUCCAGGAGUUCAAAGAAGCUUUUACACUUAUUGAUCAAAAGAGAGAUGACUAUAUUGACAAGAAAGAUCUAAAAGACAUCUGUGCAUUGUUUGAUAAGUUGAACAUUAAAGAUAGAGCUUGAAGACAUGUUGAAGGAGGUGAGCAGGUCAUCAUGUUUCUUAACCUGUUCGGAAAGAAACUACAUGGUACAGACCCUGAAGAUACCAUUCUGUUUGACCGUAAGGGAAAAAGCUUCAUACAUAAAAAGGAGUCUAAUAAAUUAAUUUCAUACAGAUGUUUCAAUUACAUUGACAAAGCUGGAAAUCUCGACUACAAAUCUCUCUUCUACAUCAUCACGCAUGGAGAGAAACAAGAAGAAUGA
Molecule: messenger RNA, 447 nt
Organism: Triplophysa rosa
Lineage: Eukaryota; Metazoa; Chordata; Actinopteri; Cypriniformes; Nemacheilidae
Product: myosin light chain 5-like
Exons: 6
Cellular component (GO): cytoplasm
Molecular function (GO): calcium ion binding
Source: RefSeq, a predicted model, not a curated record